AUGGGCUUCUUGUUCAGCAUUUAUUCGGGAAUAUCGCAAAUAAACUCUCUAUACCGUCGUCUAGCCGACCUGGAGACGAACGUAUACAAGCGUUUCGUUGUAUUGACCAGCAUGUCCAGGGACAUAUUCAGCAAAGGGCUGAACUCCCUAGAGAUUAAUAUGUUCAAGGAGGCAUUACAACUACUAUCGAAUCACAAGAAUGGAGCGGUACUAUACGGGGUUAUCCAACGUGCCUUGGAUGACUAUCUCAGCAACAUAUGCGACCUAUCCUACUUGAUACAAAGCUACCAGAAGCCACUGGUUUCAUAUGCAAACGGCACAGUGGGCGGUUUUGCCACUUCUCUGGUAUCGCUUGCGAACGUUAGUGCAUGCCACAAACACUCGCGUAUGAUCUUCAAUAACCUUGAACAUGGAAUUCCACUGUUGGGGGGGCAAUCUUGUCUAUUGGCUAUGAUGCGGGGUUCACUGGGUGAAUACCUAGUGCUGACAGGCCACGAGUUGGUAGGCGCUGACCUUGUUUGGUCAGGCCUUGUAAGGCGAUAUGUAUCGCCAGAUGCGUUUCACGUAAUGCAGUUGACGGCGGAGAGACAGGUAGAAAUGCCUGAGAAGGAAACGGAAUUCCAAUUGCAAGAACACUUUUUGCAACUGGACUCCAGGUACUCGUUGGACAGAUUUGAAUGGUUAAUUCACGAACACUUCAACCGAUCUUCAGUUGCGUCGAUAAUUCGCAGUUUGGAACGCGGCGUUUCAGCGAAGAAGCUGCGGUCGAACAGUUCUAUAAACGCUGAACUGGCGCGUAAAUGGGAAAUGAAAACUCUGGACACGUUGACAAAUCACGUAGGAAGACAUUCUGAGGAGUACGAUAUCGCUUUAAAAUUGAUACGCGAAGUGAAAUCGUAUAAGUUACAGGUAUUAAAGACGCUGGAUAUAUCGCCAAAGCGAUGGAUCGAGAUGCGUGAUUUCGUACACCGACCUCCCGUUUCCACGAACGAUCACAAGACGGCAAUGAUGUUCCAUUCAAUCCACAGCGAACUACUGCUGGAAUCGCUGCAGUUGGAAGUUGCGUCGUGGUUGGGUUAUCUUGGCAAAGUCCUACAAUUGCCAUCUGGUGAUUUGUGGUCGCAAUCAAAGUUCUCGUCUCACCCGUUUACGCCUUGUUACCGUUCAGGGUUUUCGCUUUCUUCACUUCCUGCGCUGAGGCGACUCCACCCGGACUUCGACGCGCGCACCGGCUGCGACCAUGACGCUGUUCGCAUGAAGCGAUUCUGCGAGCGCUGGUCGGACGACUUCUUGCAACGCGAACUUUUCCUCAUGCAGCGCAUUUUGACGUAG
Molecule: messenger RNA, 1332 nt
Organism: Babesia bigemina
Lineage: Eukaryota; Apicomplexa; Aconoidasida; Piroplasmida; Babesiidae
Product: -3-hydroxyisobutyryl-CoA hydrolase-like protein 1, mitochondrial
Exons: 5
Coding region: 1-1332 (443 amino acids)
Cellular component (GO): mitochondrion
Molecular function (GO): hydro-lyase activity
Source: RefSeq, a predicted model, not a curated record